AUGAUCAAUUCAAAUAAUGAAGAUCGUCCGCGGAAGCAAGCGGGAGUACGUGCAUGUGGCUAUGAUGCCAUAUUGGGACACGACCCCAAAUUGGAACACGAUCCCAAAUUGGAACACGACCCCAUAUUGGGACACGAUCCCAAAUUGGAACACGACCCCAAAUUGGAACACGACCCCAAAUUGGAACACGACCCCAAAUUGGAACACGACCCCAAAUUGGAACACGACACCAAAUUGGAACACGACACCAAGCAAGCACAUGUGGCUCCUACUUUUUAG
Molecule: messenger RNA, 279 nt
Organism: Penicillium waksmanii
Lineage: Eukaryota; Fungi; Ascomycota; Eurotiomycetes; Eurotiales; Aspergillaceae
Exons: 1
Coding region: 1-279 (92 amino acids)
Source: RefSeq, a predicted model, not a curated record